AUGACGUCUUCGUCCACGAUCAGCUCAAGCGAGUUGUCUAGGGCGGCUCCGUCGACUUCCGAGGCAACAUCACCGUUACAGGUCCCGAACACGCCGCCCGGGCUGCUAUCCCCCAUCGCGCAAUAUGCGUUCUCGCCCAUCCAGUCUAGCUCCGCCACUGGUUUCGGUGGACUCAAAUCCACCAGAUUGUCGCCGUUCAGCCCCGUGACACCUCCACGCCCCUCAACAUCAGCCCCUCCGCACGCUCUUCUGCCUCCGGCUUUGGAUCAUCGUACGGCGAGGCGUGGACCCAUUCGCGAAUCCUCCACACCCGCUGCCACUUCCGGCUCCCUUACUAGCGCCUCCACCUCGACCGCAAUCGUCGCCCUCUCCAACUCCGCCUCCUCCCACGCCCGCGCAAUCGCAGAGGUCGUAAUCGUCGGCCUCGUAUUCCUCCUCGCCUUCCUUGGGCUCUCUCAUCUUUCGUUUACUCCGCCGUCGCCACCACUAUGGAACCGCCGAAGCAUCUCGGGUCGGAGGCUGAGGGUAAGGCGUGGGUCAAUUCCGUCAUCGCCGUCUACGCCCAGUGUGCCGGUAUCUCUCUUUCGUCUGGAGUCAUUGCGGGUGGAGGUUGUCGAGUUGUACAUGCGCUGCCUCAAGCGCGAUCCCCCCGUUGAAUAUCUUGAACUCAGACAAACCUUGCUGGAUGCUCAACACCAAGCUACUUCAUCCAGCUCUAAUGCCUCCUCCCAGUCUCCUUCUUUGCCUUUUGUGCCUACCACUGCACGUACCUCUGGCUCUAAUUCUAAUGCUGCAUCAUUAAAUAUCUCAAUCCUGGACCAAGAUGCUUUAAUAUCUCAUGGACUAGCCACUCCAGCUCCAAGCGGCUACUCGACUCGUCAAUCUACUCCCAUGAUACACACUCAACAGUCAGCUCUACUUCAAACUGGCGUCUCAAUCCAGUCAUUGAGCACAGAUAGUGAUGUGCUGGGUCUCAGUGAUCUCAUCUGUCCUUUAUCUCCGCUCUCAGACAUAGAAGAUAUCAUGUUCAAUUCACCAACCUCUGAAGAUAUGGAGAGACCCGGCAGUGUUGAGGAAGAAGGCAGUGAUCGUGAAUACCAGCCAAGUGGGGAUGAAGAGGAAGCUAGCUCAGAUGCGUGCAAGGACUGUGUAGAGGAUGAGAGUAGGAGGGAGAACAGCUCUGGGAAUAAGAGGAAGAGAAGUGGGAAGGGGAAGGGGAAGGGGAAGGGGAAGGGGAAGGGGAAGGGGAAGGGGAGCAGGAAACGGAGGAGAGCAGACGAGGGUAGUGAAGAUGAUGAUGAUGGUACUGGUGCAGGGCCUGGAGAUUGGAUGCCGUACUGGCACCCAGACUGCAAGCGUAAUGGACAUCGAUAUGUUUCGCUUCAAAAGAUGGGGGAGAUUCAGUGGACGAGGAAAGAGAAGGUGGAGAUGAUGAGGACUGGUGGCCUGAAAGGAGUGGUCGGACUUAUGGGAGCAGGAUUUGGAGGCGAGGGGUGGGCCACAACGGUGGACUCAUGGGCGACAGCUGUGGCGAAUGCAGGAGAAUUUGAGAGUCUGGCUGAGGGAGUUAGUUUUCCGAUUCUCAUUCGACGGUGCUCUGCUGCCAUACAAAAGGGUAUAGCUGCUUCAUUCUUCUCCAUGGUCAGCUAUGUGCAGCUCUUUCUGAAGGCAAUAAGUCUUCGUACCAUUCAAGGUCAAACUCAGCUUCUACCUGUCCGUGAACUAUGGGCUAGGGAGGUAGAGAUAUUGAAGAGUCCAACAUUUGAACCGCCUUCGCAUCGGACCUUUGAAGACUGGUGUACUUUAGGUGGCAAGUACGCCACAGUGGCAGCGGGCGGUACUAUUUAUGCCCUACUGGUAUUAGCGGGACAAGAUUUGUACGUCUCUAUGGGGAAGAUAGAAGGCUUAACGCAUCGUACCCUGGCUAACGCUCUGAGAUCACCAGAUAAUUCGCCUGAUACUGGAACAAUCAUAAGAAAUGUGAUCAUCCCGGCAAUCAUACGCCUGCGUAGCCUGAUCCAUUUGAGUAUCCCUGAUGUCAACGACACCACAGGGCAGGAUGUAGAUUGUGGAGACAUUGCUGCUUCAGAUACCAAGCUGGGUAUUGCAUCCUACAACGAUAUCAAGUUUGUGGAACGUAACAUGGAACUGUGGCGCACUUUCAGCAGUCCUCCUAACUCCUGGGCGACUAGAAGACUCUACAUCAGUUCCUCAUCAAAUGUUCAGCUUUCUUCUCCUCCCCUAAACACUCAGCUUUCCUCGUCUAUCCCCACUACCACCUGUGAAACACCUUCAGCUGAUCCUCUCCUUCCUUCUGCAAUGACGGGUCCACGACAGCGAGUGCCACCAUCUUACCUCGAGGUUCUGAAUACGAGAUACGAUCCCAUAGCUAAAGCCAACGCUAAGCCUAUGGAGGUUUCGGAAAGAGCGAUGAAUCUGGACAACACCCUACGUGAACAGGCAAGGGCUGAGGAGGGUUUGGUCAUUGAAGAUUUUACUGAGCUCAAGAGGCUUAUCCAAACAUUUUAUGAUGAAGAUGGGGUCAAGAGGGAAGGGGAAUACUUGCGUCCUACUCGAGACAGCCUUCCGAACUUUCUUCGUAUCAAUGAUGUUCAUGGCAACCUUCUGGCAUUCUUCUGCAAGGGCAUGCCGGAAGUGUUGCGAUCAACUCUUUACUCCAAUCUCAAGGCUAUGUUUGGCGAUCUUCAAUCACUAAUUUGGCUGGAUACCAAGAAGGCUAGAGAUGAAGGAAGGCCAGUCUCCUUUCAGACUCUACAUUGGUGCUGGUGGGCUAGGUACUGCACUCAGGGAGAUGACGCGUUGAAAGAUGUCCAUCCUCUUCAGCAGCAGAGAGAAGGUACAACACGUACCAACUACACCCAGCUCACACCGUAUCCUUCUAAGGACAUGGAAGAGUACAGAGACCUUUAUGAUCGGGGAAAAGCCUUGUUCAAGCCUGUUUUUGAGUGGAUUCAGGAUGUGUUCUACCAGUGUCUACCUGAAGAAUACGAUGGCAUGCAGGUAUAUGCUGAGCUUAUUCCCAGCUCUAACCGUUCUGCUGUCGAUCCUUGGUGUGGCUGGGUACUCAACUUGAAUGUUAUGACGCGCAUUCACCGUGACAAUGGUGAUGUUGGCUUGUGUGCAGAUGGCGUUAUUACUAGCCCAGACUAUGUUGGAGGCGAUUUGUGUUUAGCUCAGCCAGGACUUAUUCUUCCUCUUCUAAAUGGGGACUUUUCUUUCUUUACCUCUAUGAGUACUGAUCACUUUAAUUUGGAUUACAAGGGGGAGAGGUGCUCGUAUGUCUUCCAGACUUGCAAGGAGUUCAAGUCAUGGGAAGAGGAUCGCCAUGGUUGGAAGGAUAAUAACUGCCUUUAUAAUUUUAUCUCUGUUGUUUAUCCAGAGGAUUUCUCUAACUGCCCUAUGUCUGGAAAAUCGAAAGUGAAGCAAGGCAAGGCUGCUGCUGGCUCUACACCCGGACGCAGCACUCGCAAUGCCAAGAAGCUAGAGGUUGGUCUUCCUUUGGUCUCACAGAGGGCUACCCGCUCCAAGGACGCCAAUGAGCAGGCUGAAGAAGCUGCGCCGGCGCCCUCAAAGGCGGGCACCAACAAGAGGAAGGCUCCUUCUUCAGCCGCCGCCCCCCCGGCAAAGAAGUCCGUCAAGAAGACUGUAGCUCCACCGACACCGGAUCCUACACCCGCCACAAAACCGCUUACCGCUGUCCAGAGACGAAAGAUCGAGGAGAAGGCGCAGGAGCAGAGGCGUAAAGAGAUACAGGAAGCCAACCGUACGCUUAUGGCAGAUGACGCUGAUGCUCAGCAAGUCGAGGAUGAGGACGACAACAAUGGCCCUCCUCCCAACCAGCUUCAACAGGCUAAGUACAGGCGUAAGUCGAAGUCCAAGGACCUUACGCCAACUCCGUCCGAAUCCGAUGCAGGCAUAGAGCUCAGCUCGGACACGGAGAUUGAUGGAGAAGAUGAGGAGAAUGCCCUUGGCCAUCGUCUCGAGGCUAGCAUGCAGGCCCUCGACGAGGAAAUUGAUCAACUAGACGAUGAUAAUUCUAUGGAUUUCGAUGGUGACGCGGAAGAGGAAGAACAGCAGGAAGAUGCGGACCAGGAUGAAGUAAAAGAAAAGAAGGAAAAGGUUCAGGAUGACCCGUUUGCCAACGACAUUAUGGAUCUCCCUGUCCAGGCGAAACAGCCCAAGGGCUCUAAGUCCUCUAAGACUGUGGUGGCACCAGACGUCACCCCAAUCGCCACCUCCGCCACCUCCGCCACAUCUUAUGUUAUCCAGGUUGCCGGUGACAAGAACCCGUUCACAAAGGAGGCUUUCACUCUUUCACGUUCUGCGUGGAACCGCUUCCGCGUUUACAUCCAGCUCGUGAACGCAUUCCCGCGGAGUGAUGCUCGUCGUCGCAUUAUUAUAGAGCUGAUCAGAGACCUUGUCCUUCACGUAUCCAGCUAUCGUUACGUCUGGAAGCGACUUGCAUCUGAUCAUCGUUAUCUUAUGGUCAAUUAUACGUGGAAAGCAGCUUCGCAGGUACGGGGAGAGUGGAAGAUGUCUGCUCUCCCCAUCGUCAAGGACCAGUACUUCAAGGGCUACAUGAAUGACGCAAACUGGAAGGAACGUCAGGCCCUAGCAAAGUGGUUGCUAGGAGAUAACCCAAAGAAAGCUGAUGUCUUCGUCUUUGGGACGAUAGAUUAUGAGGGUGACCGCUCAUGGAACUGGCAGACCAUGUAUCAGCACAGUUCCAUCAGUGAACUCAUCAAGUAUCAAUGCUUUCAGCGUGGCAAUGAGCCGGACGGCCUUCGCAACAUGGAAGAGUUCAGUAAGAUGACACUUCCUCUGGUCGCGUUAGCUUGUACCGUCAUUGAGAACUGUAUCCGUGGUUACGUCGAGACUGGUAUUUAUGGGCGUGGCAUUCAGUUUGACGAUCGUAAUAAUGCGUUAAGGUAUCACUAUCACCUGGGACGCAUCCAGUCCUUUGAACAGAGGUCCGACAACUUUAUAGCCUGGUCAUAUAGCCUUGUCUACAAGGACAUCUUAAAAUCUCUUGACUUGGGGUAUCUCCAGGCAAAUGCGAACGACGACCUUGACGAGGUUGACUACGAGGCUCUGAGGAACGUGCCUCGUGUUGAUCCUGAUGCCCGUCCUGCUCCCGAUCAGGGUGAGGGUGAGGCACAGGCUCAGGAGGCUCAUGAUCCAGAAGGUGUGGCUGCUGCUCAAGAGGUCCUGGCAUAG
Stereum hirsutum FP-91666 SS1 is the source of this 5238-nucleotide messenger RNA. RefSeq lists its product as uncharacterized. The transcript has 25 exons. The coding region runs from base 1 to 5238 and encodes 1745 amino acids. NCBI's taxonomy places the organism in Eukaryota, Fungi, Basidiomycota, Agaricomycetes, Russulales, Stereaceae. The record is from RefSeq and is a predicted model, not a curated record.